Molecule: messenger RNA, 2166 nt
Organism: Solea senegalensis (Senegalese sole)
Lineage: Eukaryota; Metazoa; Chordata; Actinopteri; Pleuronectiformes; Soleidae
Gene: slc3a2a
Product: solute carrier family 3 member 2a
Exons: 11
Coding region: 100-1647 (515 amino acids)
Biological process (GO): amino acid transport; carbohydrate metabolic process
Source: RefSeq, a predicted model, not a curated record
GUGUAAUCAGAUUAACAGAGCAAUAAAUACGUCAGCGACGCGGAAAAACGCAAGGACGUGGACGGAGUCUAUCUUGAAUAACAGACAUCAGAUUAAACCAUGAGUAAGGACACGGAGAUCGACAUGAAGGAGGUGGAGCUCAAUGAGCUGGAUCCCGAGAAGCAGCCGAUGACAGAUGGCCAGCCACCAGGAGGAGAGAAAAAUGGCAGUGUCAAGCUGAAGAUUCCCGAUGAUGAGGUGACAUUCACCGGGCUCUCCAAGGAGGAGCUGAUGAGGGUUGCUGGUACUCCUGGAUGGGUGAGGACCCGUUGGGUGCUGCUCAUCCUGUUCUGGCUGGGCUGGGUCGGCAUGCUGGCCGGAGCCAUCGUGAUCAUUGUCCAGGCUCCUCGCUGCAAACCCAUCCCCGAGAUGCAUUGGUGGAACGAGGGACCACUGUACCAGGUCCCCGACCUCGAAGCUUUCUCUGAUGGAUUGAAAGGAGCUGAGGCAAAGUUGGAUGUUAUAAACCAGCUGAAGGUGAAAGGCCUCGUUCUUGGUCCUCUUCACACCGUCCAGAGCGAUAACCCCGCCACCCUGGAACUUACAACCAUCAACCCAAGCCAGGGAAAAGAGACAGAACUGAUCGCCGUGAUGGAAAAGGCUCACAAGAAGGGCAUGUCUAUAGUUCUUGACCUUACUCCAAACUACAAUGGGACAUCUCCAUGGUUUAUUGGUGGCAACACUGGUAAUUUGAUGGAGAAAGUUGUGGCCGCAGCAGAACAUUGGAUGGGUUUGGGUGUUGAUGGCAUCAAGUUCUCAGACUUCACUGAUGCUGCCAACACUCCUCAAUGGACGAUGCUUCAAGCUGUUGUCCAGGGCAACAACACUGAGGGCACCAAGAAGGGGGUCCUGAUGGGCGUAGCUACAGGCGUCUCACCUGCGGAGGUGUCUCGACUCGUCAACACCACUGGUGUAGACCUCGUCUUGUCAGACCUGCUCAGCAGCAAUAAUGGAGGUGUGGAGCGCAUUAAUGCCUUGGACACACUUCACUCCCAGCAGAGAAGUCUGGGCUGGGGUCUCGGUGCUGCCAGAUUGGAACAGCUGUCUAAACUGGCAACGACUCCGUCCCUGAUCCGUCUCUACCAGCUCCUGUUGUUCACCAUGCCCGGAACUCCCAUGUUUACUUACGGGGAUGAAAUCGGCCUUCACACCCAACAGGGUGAAAAAAAUCCUAAAAUGGUUUGGGACAUUGAGAAGGAGCCUGCUGAAGGAGAAGCGGUUGAUACGGCAGCUGAGGUGACGCGGAAGGAACACGUUGCCGUGAUGAAGUGGUUCAGAUCCCUGAGCGACCUGCGAGGCAAAGAGCGAUCUCUCCUCCAUGGCGACUACUACCCUCUCUACUCUUCAGCCUCCUCCCUCUCUUUCCUCCGCCUGUGGGACCAGAGUGAGAGGUUUAUAACAGCUGUCAACUGGGGAGAAGCACCCGAGACACUCAAACUCUCACUGGCACCUACAGAGGGAGUAGAGUUGCCAACGACGGCCGUGGUGAAGCUGACGGCUGGCUUAAACUCCACAAUCGAGUUUACAGAAGACUCCACAGUGGAGUUGGAUAAUUUAACUCUAGGACCUGGACAGGCCGUCCUCCUGCACUUCCCCUACACGGGCUAGAGAUGGCGCCAAACUGUAGGAAUGUUGUCUACAGACUAGGCAUAAAAAAUUUCAGACUCCCAGACUUUAGAAAUAAAUUGGCAUAUUGAGAAGGAACAAACAGGGCCAGACUUUCUCACUUUAUUCAGGCAGAACAUAAACAUAUUUGGUCAUAUUUGCAGAAUGCCAGUGUUUUUUAUUUCUGUGAAUAGAUGCAGAUAUUCACUGAUUAGUUAAACAUUUUGUUCAGCUCUGAUCUUUUAUUGUUAUUUCUUUUAUUGUCCAGAAAGACAUUCCAUUCUUGUUCUGUGGGCUUUUUAUUAUUUUAUUUUUUUUGUUUUUACCAGUAUUUUAGUUUUGUUUUUAAUGACGGUGUUUUUUUUUUUUUACUUUUUACUUUCUACUGGAUGACGCAAAAGAAAAAAAGGCUCAAUUUGAUGCCUUGGUCUGAAGUAUUUUAAGAUUUUGAGAAAACAAAAUUGUUGCAAGUAACUCUAAUCUGUGAUGUGAAGUGAAUAAAACAACAAAGUUCUGUACUGA